This is a messenger RNA of Zophobas morio, 865 nucleotides long. RefSeq lists its product as uncharacterized. The transcript is spliced from 2 exons. NCBI's taxonomy places the organism in Eukaryota, Metazoa, Arthropoda, Insecta, Coleoptera, Tenebrionidae. The coding region runs from base 235 to 750 and encodes 171 amino acids. The record is from RefSeq and is a predicted model, not a curated record.
CUUUUUCACCACAAAAAGAAAACAAAAAUAUAAUUCGUUUUGUUGUGUAAUGACUCAAAAAAUUUCCCGUUUCGUAAAAAACCAAUUUCCACCUCUACUUUCCGCCUUUGUUUACUGACAACGUCAAUAAUCACCUAACCUCACUUCCUCGCUCCAUUUUCUCCUCUUCCGCCAGUUUUUCGCGAAUUAUGGCUUGAGCUAUGAGUCUUCCUGUCUCCCCCAGGACCCAACAAUAUGGCAUCGAAGCAAUCCCAGGAACUCUCCUACAUCUCCAAAGCGGAAAACCUGAAUAGACAAGUCGACCAGUACAGAAGUGACUUGAACAUAGCCAUAAGUGGCGCCGUCGAGCGAAUAAUCCGCGAGAAUGAGCGCUUCCUGUCAGCCUUCUCCUCCGGUAGUUCUAGCAAAGAAAUGAUCAUGAGGAGCUUGAUGGAGUUUGCUGCGGAGCCGUCCAACGUCGAUGAGUUCGCCGACAUGAUCGGGGACAUCACGACGAAUUUGCCUGACUUAGGUGCCUUAAAUAUGACCAUAAGUGCUAUCGUGGAUGGGAGACAGUUCAGGGGGUUUGUCAUGAGCUUGUUGGGGGUGUUUAAGGAGAAUUUGGGGAAGGGGAAGGAUGACAAGCAGAAAUUCACCGGCGAUGAGCUUAUCUGGGAGAUAAGUCAGACGGUGGCUGAUUAUGUCGCGGAUUUGACGGUGGAUUUUGUUUGGGAUAAGGUGAUUAAUGAGGAUGACGACGUGGAAACUUAAUGUGGUAUUCAUUGGCUGUUAUGACUUAAUGUGACUUAAGAAAUAAGUAGCUUUAUUUUAUUUAAUUUUUGUUUGUUUUGUUGUACUUUUUAAUAUAUUUUAAUGUCUAUAGGUU